Glossina fuscipes is the source of this 1035-nucleotide messenger RNA. RefSeq lists its product as uncharacterized. The coding region runs from base 71 to 925 and encodes 284 amino acids. Lineage: Eukaryota; Metazoa; Arthropoda; Insecta; Diptera; Glossinidae. The transcript is spliced from 4 exons. The record is from RefSeq and is a predicted model, not a curated record.
GCUAUUAUAUUAACACGGACUUUAGUUUCUAUCGCGGUGGAAUCUUUCUCGUUUCUAUUUUUAUAUAAAAAUGUUUAAAAUCAUUUACUUCUCAUUUAUACUGCUGUCACUAUCACUGAGUGAUAGUAAAGAAAUGUAUUUGCCAUCCCGUUUAAAUAGAGAAGGAGAGUUAACAGUACUACAACAACAAUCAGAACAGCAGCAACAUCAUCCACCCUCGAUGUUAUGUCAAAAUAUUAAGCCUCAACAUUCUGUGGAUAUAAAACAAAUAUCUGGGAAAUGGUAUGGUAAUGAGAUCAUAAUACACACACAAGAUUUACCAGGAGUAUAUCAAUAUCACAGUUGUGUGAUUGUUUAUAUUAACGAUAUUACCGAACAAAUGCAUGAUUACAAUUAUCACAACUAUAGAGCACCGACCACAAUGGAUAGUGCAAGUGCGGUGACUCAAUCAGUAGAUGAAUAUGAACCGUUACAUGCCAGUGUACGUUACUUACGUUUAAUAUGGAGUGAGAAAGAUUUAAAUAUUGAAUAUAAUUUUAAUUAUACGAUGAAUCGACCGGGACUCUGGCAUAAUAUGGGUGAGCAGCGAGGUUCGAUGGUAGCGCUCAAUCAAUACACGCAAUUCAAUGGCAGAGUUCAGGUGGUUAACUCGAUUAAUGAUCAUUUAGUUUUGACAUUUUGCGGCAGUGACAUGCAUCACUCUAUAUAUACCAUCGUGUUGAGCAGAAACCCGGAAGGCUUAAAUUCAGUUACAAUACGAAGUAUACGCAAUUUAUUGACAAGACGUGGUCUUUACACCGAAUCUAUACGUAAAGUUUGUGAAAGUAUUUCAAGCUCCGGCCAUAGAAUAAUGAUUCCGUUUUUAACAUUGUCGACUUUCGGUUUGCUGAAGCGGAUAUAUUGGAUGUUACCGAAAUUUUAUUGACCUCAAUUACGAGUUGCUUUACAAAUAUGGAUAAGAGAAUCUUCCCAAAUUAAGUAAUUGUAAUUAUUAUGUAUUGUGUAAUUAAAGUUAAUUCGCUUACAUUUUCUGAA